UCUGAGGGGAUGAGGAGAUACACAGUGCUGGUCCCUGUUCUCCUAACCUGCUGGUGUCUGCUGCCGGUGUCUGUAAAUGGCAUUCACCCAGAAUGCAGAUUACAUUUGGAAAUCCAUGAAGAGGAAAUCAAAUGUAUGGCCUUCCUAAGUGCCCAGACGGAAUACAAAGCAUGUAGUGGAGUCUGGGAUAAUAUUACAUGCUGGCACCCGGCUGACAUUGGAGAGACCGUCACAGUUCCAUGUCCAAAAGUGUUCAGGCAUUUUUACAACAAACCAGGAAAUAUCAGCAAAAACUGUACUAGUGAGGGAUGGUCAGAGAUGUUUCCAGAUAUCAUAAGUGCCUGUGGCUAUACUGACUUUGAAGAUGAUAAUAAGAUCACUUUUUAUAUCCUGGUGAAAGCAAUUUAUACCCUGGGAUACAGUGUGUCUCUGAUUGCUCUGACAACUGGAAGUAUAAUUCUUUGUCUAUUCAGGAAACUGCACUGUACGAGGAAUUACAUCCAUCUGAACCUUUUCCUCUCUUUCAUCUUGAGAGCUAUAUCUGUUUUAGUCAAGGAUGACAUUCUUUAUUCUAACUCUAGCGCUGUCCACUGUCUGGACCAGGCAUCUUCAUGGGUUGGCUGCAAGUUGAGCUUGGUGUUUUUCCAGUACUGUAUCAUGGCAAAUUUUUAUUGGCUCCUGGUGGAAGGGCUUUACCUCCACACACUCCUUAUGGUUAUAUUUUCCUCAAACCGCCAUUUCCUGAUGUAUCUUCUGAUUGGCUGGGGAAUCCCUACAAUCUUUAUUGUUGUGUGGACUAUGACAAGGAUCUUCUUAGAAGAUAUUGGCUGCUGGGAUACAAAUGAACAUAAUGUUCCCUGGUGGGUGAUACGAAUACCAAUUUUAAUUUCUAUCAUUGUGAAUUUUAUCCUUUUCAUUAGUAUUAUAAGAAUUCUACUGCAGAAGUUAAGAUCUCCAGAUGUUGGAGGCAAUGAUCAAUCACAGUACAAGAGACUUGCCAAGUCAACGCUGCUGCUCAUCCCUUUGUUUGGAGUUCACUAUAUGAUUUUUGCCGUAUUUCCUAUUGGCAUUUCCAGCAAAUAUCAAAUACUAUUUGAAUUAUGUAUUGGAUCAUUCCAGGGCCUGGUUGUUGCAGUUCUGUAUUGUUUUUUGAACAGUGAAGUGCAAUGUGAGCUAAAAAGAAAAUGGCGAAGCUUGUGCCUGAACCAGUCCAUGAGCCGGGAUUACAGGCUACACAGCUCUUCGAUCUCUCGCAAUGGCUCUGAGAGCAUCUUGCAUUUUCAUCGGAAUUCCCGAGCCCACUCCUUCCUGCAGACUGAAACCACAGUGAUAUGAGCAACAGCAUCCAGCUGCCCAUAACUGCUUUUAAAAAAAAAAAAGCUCCAUGAAGGACUGUAUCCCAUUCAGCCAGAUGUGGUAUAUUUCUCAGCUCUGCUUUGUGUGCUUUUGCUUCCCCUCCCCGUCUCCGUGUCCGGAAUGGCCUAAUUCUGUGAGCUCAGCCCUGUAGGCUCUGAGCUUUAACAUAGUCCUACUCAUGUUGCACUCUCGUGUGAUCUUUGUCAUUUAUCUGGAUCCGAAAGCUAAUUAUGGCUAAGCUACAAUAUUUAAGUUGUUUGGUUUUUUUAAGGAGUUUCAGACCUACAAUGUAUAUGCAUUUGGGAUCUUUGGUAACUUGUUCAUUAUCAAGAGGAAAAGAGAAGGGAGGGAGACGACUCCUGGGAUAAAAAGGUCAAAAUCGGUCAACUGCAGCAAGAGGGGUCAAGGAGCUAGAUCCUGCCCUGUGAAGUGCAGCUCUUGGUGGUCUCCCACUGACCCCAGUGAGGACUUCAUCAACCUCCCUGAUCAAGCCUUUAAGUUAAGCAUGGAGACAAGGAACCCUUCUUCUAUGAGAAAUCCUGAUUGGAUUCAGACCUACCUCAGUGAAAUCUGUGCCCUACAAGAGGACAUUACUCUCUGGCGUACAAGGCAGCCAUGACAGGUUAUUUGUGGUGUCUGGCUUUUAGAUGAUGCUGUUCCCCCAAGGCUAAUAUCAAAAUGAAUCUUAAAGAAGGCAAAACCACCAAGUCGCUGUCAGUCCCCAUUCUUAACUCAUAGGGGGCCUUCGCUUCCCCCUUGCCUGCUUACCACUCACUCAGAGCCCUGGCUGUCUCCACUGUGGAAUAUCUCCAGGCUUUUCUCCUCCCAAGCAGUGCCCAGUAUCCCAGACUUCUCGCUCUUCCCUCUCUUCAACAAAAUUAAUUUAUCCUUUGACUCAUCCCCAAAUGGUCUUUCUGUCAGCUAGAAAAAUAAUCAACUAAUUCUCACUAAAGUAUUAAUGACUAAAAAGUACUUAAAGUACUGCCUGUCUUGUGACUAUUUACUUUUUAAACAGGGACUUCUAACUCCUCCUCUCCCAUUAAAUCUUUAAUGGUGGGAUUUUAGGCAUUGUAACAGGUAGAUAGAUAAGCUAUUUAGGGUUUAGGGGAGCGAAAGUCCCCCUCGUAUCAUAUACCAUAUAGGCAUCUUCAUACUCUGCCUGUGUGAGAAGUCAAUUCCAGCCUAAAAUACCCAACCUAAUGUGAAGGUGUAGGCCACAUCCCAGUAACCAGAGUAAAAAUGAAGACAAUAUCAAAAGAGCAAAGGAGGAAACUAAAAUGGUGGUAAUGGGGGGGAGACACUUUGAACCCCUCUGUCACAUUUCAAAAUUGCUUUUAAGUGGAGAAUUAGUGGAACAAUGCACAAAGUGGGGAACUGUCUACAGUUUCAUUUUAUAAAUACUAUACCUGCAAUCAGCCAUCAGAACUUCUGGGUUCUCUUGUAUACAGAGGAAUUGGGGGUUUCUGACCUGAAAGAAAUUGAGGAGGGCAGCCCCUGUGGGAAGGGUAGACAUUGGAAAGGGCACCCUUGUUUAUGCUAUGUGGGUGGCAUACCUGUCUUUGAAGGCCAUAUCACACCCAAUGAAAUCUGACAAGUCUUGCCUAAGGUUCUGUGGUGGCCUUAGAGUUCUUGAUUUGUUUUUAGAAGAAAAAAAUUGCUUUUUACAGGGGUGAAAGCAGAGGUUCCCAACCUGUCAAGAUUCCUGGGGAGGCCGAUGGAUUGAUUUCAACGGGUCUACGAACUUGGAUCAGGAGAAAAAUAUAUCUAU
Messenger RNA from Trichosurus vulpecula (common brushtail), 3124 nucleotides. It is a transcript of the gene VIPR2, whose product is annotated as vasoactive intestinal peptide receptor 2. The transcript is spliced from 13 exons. Gene Ontology annotation, cellular component: plasma membrane. Gene Ontology annotation, molecular function: vasoactive intestinal polypeptide receptor activity; G protein-coupled peptide receptor activity; peptide hormone binding. Bases 10 to 1335 code for a protein of 441 amino acids. NCBI's taxonomy places the organism in Eukaryota, Metazoa, Chordata, Mammalia, Diprotodontia, Phalangeridae. Gene Ontology annotation, biological process: cell surface receptor signaling pathway; adenylate cyclase-modulating G protein-coupled receptor signaling pathway. The record is from RefSeq and is a predicted model, not a curated record.